AUGUCCCUGGGAAUGGCAUCAGCUCUGUUGUGCUGCCCAGAUGAGAUGAUGGACUCUCUCCCCUGCAAGCUUCGGCUGCUUUGCACUUUCAUCUGUGUGCCAAGCUGCCCAGUUCCUCAGCUCUCUAACUGCUCUGUGCUUCAGAUUAGUUUCUUUGAGGACAAAAACUUUCAAGGCCGUCGUUAUGACUGCGACUGUGACUGUGCCGACUUCUACUCCUACCUAAGUCGCUGCAACUCCAUUCGAGUAGAAGGAGGCACCUGGGCCGUGUAUGAGAGACCCAACUUCGCUGGGCACAUGUACAUCCUACCUCAGGGCGAGUACCCUGAGUACCAACGUUGGAUGGGCCUCAAUGACCGCCUGGGCUCUUGCAGAGCUGUUCAUCUGUCCAGUGGAGGCCAGUAUAAGAUUCAGAUCUUUGAAAAGGGUGACUUUAGUGGCCAAAUGCAUGAAACAACAGAAGACUGCCCUUCCAUCAUGGAGCAAUUUCACAUGCGAGAGAUCAACUCCUGUAAGGUACUAGAAGGCGCCUGGAUUUUCCAUGAGCUACCCAACUACCGUGGCAGACAGUAUCUUCUGGACAAGAAGGAAUACCGGAAGCCCAUCGAUUGGGGUGCAACAUCUCCUGCUGUCCAGUCACUGCGCCGCAUUGUGGAGUGACGACAUGAAUGGGGCUAUAGAGUUCUCCCUGGGGGCUGAAUGCUGGCUGGCUUGGGGUCCAAAUAGGCAUCAUAAAUAAAA
Molecule: messenger RNA, 741 nt
Organism: Cricetulus griseus (Chinese hamster)
Lineage: Eukaryota; Metazoa; Chordata; Mammalia; Rodentia; Cricetidae
Source: RefSeq, a predicted model, not a curated record